UUGUCAAAAUCAUAAGACCGGAUGUCAGAGUUGCCAGAGAAAAACUUCCGUAAAUGCGUACUUUUCUUGCGCAGUCGUAAAAAUUCCUAUAGGUGAAAGAAUUGAUGAAAUUCUUGGCAUGAAUCGCAUGAACAUGAUGGAACAAGUCCAUUUAGCUGGCGAGGACGAAGAUGACAUUUAUGGGGGCUUCAAUGAUUAUAAUGCCACCCUGGAUGUUGAUGAUUUACAACACGAUACGUCCUUCCAGAAAGCUGUGAUGAGAACAAGUCAUGGCCGCAGACCUCCACCUACAGCAGCCAGGGGAUUGGGGGGAGUUCCUGGAACAGCCGCCAGAGGUAGAAUGGGAAUGCCCUCCUCCAUGGGCCGCCUAAAUACAGGAGCAGUGGGAGGUGGCCAGGAUAUGGCUCGUCCAAUGACAGCUGUGAGAGGAGCUGGGUAUACGUCAGCCGGUAAUAGAGCUGCAGGUUUUGAUCCCAUGAAUCAGGCAGGACCUGCUCCCCCACUGGAACCCAAGCCAGAGGAAAGCCCAGAAGAGAAGAUUCGUCAGUUGGAGAAGAAAGUGAAUGAACUGAUAGAGGAGAGCUGUUUUGCUAACAGCACUGGAGACCUUAGUUUGGCUCUUGAAAAGGCUAAAGAAGCAGGGAGGAAAGAAAGAGUUCUAGUUCGACAGAGGGAGCAACAGUCUAUGGGAGAUCAGAUUAACCUUGACCUUACCUACUCUGUGUUGUUUAACCUAGCCAAUCAGUACGCUGCCAAUGAGAUGUUUAAUGAAGCACUGAACACUUACCAAGUGAUUGUCAAAAACAAAAUGUUUACAAAUGCAGUUCAGAUGUAUGUGACUAUGGGCGAUAUGAAUUACGGUCGAUUAAAGGUGAACAUGGGGAAUAUAUACUUUAGACAGAGGAAUUAUCCCAAAGCCAUCAAAUUCUACAGAAUGGCCCUGGAUCAGGUGCCCAAUUCUCACAAGGAAAUGAGAACAAAUAUCAUGCAGAACAUAGGGAUUGUGUUUGUGAAGAUGGGGCAGUACAAUGAUGCCAUCACGUCGUUUGAACACAUCAUGCAGGAAUCUCCCAACUUUAAGACAGGUUUUAAUCUCAUCCUUUGUUACUUCGCCCUGGGGGACAGAGAGAAGAUGAAGAGGGGGUUUCAGAAACUGCUGACUGUGGACCUCAAAAUUGACGAUGAGGACAAAUAUCUCCCUCAUGGGGAGGAUAAAAACUAUAACCUGAUUCUGGAGGUCAUCAAAAACGAUUCCCUCCGACAGAUAGAGAGAAAAAGGAAGUAUGAUGCAGAGAACUGCAUUAAGACAGCGGCCAAGAUCAUCUCUCCGGCCAUUGAAGCCCAGUUCUCAGUGGGAUACGACUGGUGCACAGAGCAAGUUAAGUCAUCACAGUACCUUGACCUUGCCCAUGACCUUGAAAUUGACAAGGCCAUCAUGUUCCUGAAAGAGAAAGAUUUCAACCAAGCGAUCGAGACUCUGAAAUCGUUUGAAAAGAAGGACACAAAAGUAGCGAGCACCGCGGCCACCAACCUGUCCUUCCUGUAUUUCCUGGAGAAUGAUUUAGAGCAGGCUGACAAAUACGCAGAGCUGGCAAUGAGUGCUGAUAGAUAUAAUCCUGCAGCUCUGGUAAAUAAGGGAAAUGUGUUGUAUGCCCGAGGAGAUUAUGAAAAGGCAAGAGAAUUCUAUAAAGAGGCUUUACAGAAUGAUUCCUCUUGUGUGGAGGGCUUAUACAAUCUAGGGUUAACCAAUAAAAAGAUAAGUCGAUUAGAGGAUGCGUUAGACUGUUUCUACAAACUCCACGCCAUUCUACGGAACAGUCCCCAAGUCAUGUACCAGAUAGCAGAUCUACAUGAUCAGCUGGAGGACACAGCUCAAGCUACAGAGUGGUUCAUGCAGUUGAUAGGCGUGGCUCCCACAGACCCCUCGGUUCUCGCAAGGACGGGAGAAAUCUACGACAAUGAGGGAGAUAAAUCUCAGGCAUUCCAGUACUAUUAUGACUCAUAUCGAUACUUUCCCUCCAACAUUCCUGUCAUUGAGUGGUUAGGAGCUUACUACAUAGACUCACAGUUCUGUGAAAAGGCCAUACAUUACUUUGAGAGAGCAGCCAUUGUUCAGCCAGCUCAGGUGAAGUGGCAGUUGAUGAUAGCCAGCUGUUACAGAAGGAGUGGAAAUUAUCAGCAAGCCCUGGAGACCUACAAAAAGAUUCACAAGCGAUUCCCCGAUAAUAUAGAAUGUCUACGUUAUCUAAUGAGAAUCUGUUCAGAUCUUGGGUUACCAGAAGCUCAGGAAUAUGCUACCAAGUUAAAGAAAGCAGAGAAAACUAAAGAGCUCAGAGAACAGAGGGCAACCAGUGGAACUCGGAGAGGAAGUGGGCGUGGCAGGAGGGGAGAGGAAGAGCGUGAAGGAAGUGGUGGAGGCAGAAAAGGAAAAUCUAAAGGUCGUCGUCCACACCUGGAUGACAUUGGUGACGAGCCAUACCAGGUCGGACGUCAGGAAAUUGAUGCUAGCUACUCGGAUCCUUUGGGACCACAAAUGGAGCGUCCGAAAACAGCGGCUGCUCGUAAACCGGACAAUGACGAUUUGUUUGAUGAAGAUGUCGGUGAUGACCUUUUACCAGAAUAAACCUGCGACUAGUUCUACAAAACUCUGACCAAAUCCAAUGUUGUUAUAGAAGUACUGAAAUUGUGAAGAUCUGGUUAUCCGUCCAUUUUAUAAUUUAUUGAACACUGUAAAUAUAAUUGACGUAUAAUGAAAAUAAAAUCUGAUGUUGAUA
This is a messenger RNA of Saccostrea echinata, 2774 nucleotides long. RefSeq names its product intraflagellar transport protein 88 homolog. Gene Ontology annotation, cellular component: non-motile cilium; ciliary basal body; ciliary base. The record is from RefSeq and is a predicted model, not a curated record. NCBI's taxonomy places the organism in Eukaryota, Metazoa, Mollusca, Bivalvia, Ostreida, Ostreidae. Gene Ontology annotation, molecular function: kinesin binding. Gene Ontology annotation, biological process: intraciliary transport; non-motile cilium assembly. The coding region runs from base 119 to 2623 and encodes 834 amino acids. The transcript has 25 exons.